AUGGCCAGUCAGCCAUCGCAGGGAGCGGAUCCUACCGCCGCUGCCGCUAAUGCUGCCGCUGCGAGUGCUGCUGCACAGCAGCAUCAGGGAGGAGCGCACGCGCAGCAGGUCGCUGGUUACCAGCAGGCAAUGCACAUGGUGCACAUGCAGGGAGGACACGCGGCGAACGCUGGUGCAAUGCCGCAGGGAUACCCUCAACAGGAGGAGGAACCGGAGGAGGAGGAGGUGAAGGAGGAGGAGAGCAAGCAGGAGGGAGAAGAAUCAGCAGCAGCAGAAGCAACGGCAGCUGCAGAGGCGGUAGCAGUGGCGACAGGAGCACCACCAGCAGCAUCGUCCCUCGAAGCUGACUAUGAGGAGGAUGAUGAUUUCGGUGACUUCUCAUCCGUACCAUCUUCCACCGCAGCCCCCACUGCCUCUACCGAGUCUGCUGCUUCAACCGAACCUGCUGAUGUCGCUCCUAACGCGGCUGCUCCAGUGCCUUCGGCAGCAGCUGUGCCUGCCGCUGUAUCAGCUGCUGCGGCAGGGGCAGGGCCAGCAGAGGAGGACGACGAGUGGGGGGAUUUCUCAGAUUCUUUCGCUCCAGCUCCUGCUGCUCCUGCUGCCCAGGCUAUUCCCUCUCAGGUGGAUUUUUCGAAUCUUUCCCAGACAGAUGCUCCCCAUGCUCUCGCUCCCACUGUGCCUGCUGUGAUGCCAGCAGCCAUGGCAUUCGACCCAGAUGACGACUUUGGUGAUUUCUCCUCCUCCCCGGCAGUCCCCUCUGCUGCCUUCGCCCCUGCAGUUUCUGCGCCUGCACCCGCUGCAGAAUCUGGUUUGGGCAUGACUGCAGCUGCCUCCCCCUUCCCUCCCUCCCAUGACUCAACACCCCAGUUCUCUGCUGCGGGAUUUGGGGCCUUUGCCCCGCCUCCUGGCGCUUCUGCUGCUGCUGCCGCUCCUGCUGCUCCGCCUCCUGCUUUCGCUCCUCCUGCUGCUGGCCCCACAGCAGCUGUAAGCAAGGAGAUCUCAUUUGAUGAUGAUGACGACGAUUUCGGGGAUUUUGCAGGGAGCGUUGCUGUGAGUGGGAGUGCAGGCAGCGGGAGGGGGGAUACUGCCGCUACGGGUACAGUCUCCGCUUCCCCGGAAUUUGUGGGGGUAGACCUCAGCAGCACUGCGGUUACCCCUGAUCCUUCGCUUCGCCUGGAUGAGUCGGGUGCAGCGAAUCCAGUGCUGGUGCCGAGCAGCUCAGUGGCAGCAGCAGCAGAAACCGCAGCUCUAGCAGCAGCCAUGUCCGAAACCCACGCUGCUGCUGCUGCUGGUGCUGCUGGGACUGAUGGCGGCUUGGCUGCUGUUGGUGUUGCUGCUGGUCCGAUCCCCCUCUCUCUCUUCGGGGAUGACGUGGCGGUUGCUGAGCUGGAGAACGCUGAGCUGUCACUCGGACCUUUCCCUUCCACUGGCAGCAGCAAGCCAGCAGACCAGGCUUCAGGCGCAGGCACAGGCGUAAGAGCAGUAGGUGCAGGGGCAGGUGCAGGCAAGGAUGCCUCUACCACUGCUGGCGCUGCUGCUGCUGCUGCUGGUGCUCCUGGUACUGGGAAAUCCGGGAACUUUAUGGAUUUGCUCUCGUCUCUAUAUGGAAGCUCGUCUGCAGGCACUGCAGCAGGCACAGGAGCAGCAGGAGGAGCAGGAGGAGCAGCAGCAGGGGGGGGAGGAGGAGGAGCAGGAGGGAGGCUGGAAGGGGCCCGGUUGGGUCAAACUUUCUCUACCGGACGAGUGCCUCUGGCAAUGGCGUCUGCUGCUGGGUAUGGCGGUUUAUUCGGCCUGCUCUCCCCAGGAACCCCCCCCACAGAUGUGCCCUUAAGGGGUUCCAUGAGUGAGCAGGUGGGGCAGAGAGGGCGGGGAGGGGGAGGGGUGGGGGGGUCGCUGUCAGGGGAGAGUGGGGAAGGGUGGGAGGAGCAAGGUGACGGGGUUGCGGACGGCACGGGUUUGUCCUUUGCGGCGGUGGACGGCGGGGGUAGUUCCACCGGUGGUGGUGGCGGUGAUGGUAACGGCGCCGGCGCUUCAGGUGCCCCAGGUGCUUCAGGUGGUGCCUCAGGUGCUUCAGGUGCAUCCUACCGCAGCAGCGGCCUGCCAGGGGGCGGGCUACAAGGCCUGGCAGCAGACCACGUGCUGCCCAUAGUGGGGGCUCAACUGGGGGAGGGCGUAUUCACUGCCAGCAUCACCGCCGCCCUAGAGUCCGUCCUUCAGCCCACAGUGAUCCGCCUGCCCAACGAAACCUCCCAGCAGUGGUGGGAGGAGACGCUACAGGAGCUGGCAGAGGGGGCGGAGAGUGUUGCUCGGAACGAGUUUGGGCGGCUGAGUGGGGAGUUGGUGAGGGAGGGAAGGAUGGAGGAGGCGUAUGCGUGCCGGUUGCAUGCUGCAGCGGUGCAGCUGCUGCCAGACUGCCAGGGGCAAUACUCCAUGGCUCUGGGGGACGGGCGCGUGGAAGCAGCCGCUGCUGUGAGGGAGGACAUCAAGCGGAUGGAGACAGUGUUGGGCAGCCCGGCAGCAGUGGAAGGGUGGAGGGAGAGGGGGAAAGCAGCAGCGCCUUCUGUGCCAACAACCCAGCAUGUGGAUCAAGACGGUGGUGACAAAACAACCAUUGACAGCGGCGAGGGAACCACCACCACAGAGGGUGGCAAGGGAAACACGGACGACGGCGAGGCAACCACUGAAAGCAGUGUGGCUGGGAAUGACACCGAAUCUGAAGUGGCUGAGGGUGGCGCGACAGAGACAGGGGACGGCAUGUCGAGCUUACAGGAAGCUGGAGCAGCCCCUGCUACAGCGGACGAACCACCACAUGCUACAGCCGAGGCAGCAGCUGACAGCAAGCCAGGGAGGGACUUGGCCUCUCUGCGGUGGGAUGAGCGGUCGGUGGGGGAGAUGGGGGAGCUGCUGGGGCGCAGCAAGGGAGACGCUCGAGCUGCUGCGUUUGACGGGGAGUUCAAGCAAGCUGAGAUCUGUGACCUGGCCGCCCAGGAUCUGACAGCAGCGCUCCUGGUGCACCGAAGGGCGGUCUUCUGGUACAACAUUCUCUCGGCAGUUUCUGCGGCGGAGGCGGCGUCGUUUGUCCGGUUGUGGGGGGCUGUAGCGGCGCGGUGUGCAGAUGUACUAGAGGCAGCAGUGGGCGUGAGGGAGAAAGCUGCUGCUGAUGGUGCUGGCACGCUCACUGCUCUGCUGGACAAUCCCAAGGCACGUGACUAUUUCGCAGCCAUCACCCAGACCUACGGCGUGCUUGUAGUCAUCGCUGCUUGUGCCCAGCUGCACCGACCCUGGCUCUCUGUCAGGCUCGGCACAGGCUCGGCAGGGCCACCAUCAGGUUUGAGUGAACCUGGCAGCAUGGCAGGGGAGGAGAAGGAGGGGGGAGGGGAUGGGGAGGGGGAUAUACUAUGGGCGCACCUGCUCAGGGGGCAGGCAGCGUGGCAGAAUGGAGGGCUAGAAGCAGUGGCGAAUGAGGUGCUGCCACGUGUCAUGGUGCCGCUGUCAUGGUCGGACGUGGAGAAGGUGCUGGAGGGCGCUGAGCUGGCGGCGGUGCAGCGGGCUGCUGAGCUGGCGCUGGAAGGGCGGCAGAGGCACAUGGGGCUCGUGGGAGGGUCGGGGACUCUUCUAUGUGCUCUCACCCGGCUGCCCAUCUUUGCUUUCACAUGUAAGUUCCUUGUUUUUAUCUCCUGA
Messenger RNA from Closterium sp. Naga37s-1, 3681 nucleotides. Lineage: Eukaryota; Viridiplantae; Streptophyta; Zygnematophyceae; Desmidiales; Closteriaceae. The record is from the annotation of a GenBank genome assembly.